Molecule: messenger RNA, 2326 nt
Organism: Drosophila subpulchrella
Lineage: Eukaryota; Metazoa; Arthropoda; Insecta; Diptera; Drosophilidae
Product: lipase 3
Exons: 5
Coding region: 416-2011 (531 amino acids)
Biological process (GO): lipid metabolic process
Source: RefSeq, a predicted model, not a curated record
CCAAGCCAGACGGUUGAAAUUUCAGAUUGUUGGUGCCGCGCAUACCCCCAAGAUCAAGUGAUCCGAUCCGGAAUUCCCGUGCUUAAACACUUGUGCUCUCCGUGGGAACUACUCCCUCUAAUAAAAACGAUCCAAAGGAUACCGGCGGAACAAUCGGAGUGCCGAGAAGCGUCGCACGUACAUAACUGCCAAGUGUGACGAAAGCGGGAGAAAAAAGAUAGUGGCGACGUAACCGUUACGCUUAAGUGCAAGCAACUGUUGCAUUUGCCAAUUUGCCCCAUUUUGUGUGUCCGACUGAGCGUGAGUCAGUUGGCCAGUGAGUGAGUGAGUGAGUGCCUGGAGUGAGUGUCGAAGUGAGUGUCGCCUUGAGUGUCUGGAGUGUCUGUGCUGCCAUUGCUCCGGUUUCGGCCUUCCGAUGCGGCCCACCGUCGAGGUCAAGGGUCGCCUGCUGAUGACCCUGCUGCUGCACUGCCUCGUGGCUCUGGAGGUCUGCGGACGGGCCGGCGCCUUCACGCUGCUCUCGCCCUUCAGCUACAGCUCGCUGAGCUUUAAGAACCUGCUCAACUCCGUCCUCCUGUCGAGCAAUGCCAACCUCGCCGGCGGCGGUCGGAACCUCAAAUCGGACGUCCUCGAGGACGCCUCCCUCAUCACGCCCAAAUUAAUACGCAAAUAUGGAUAUCCAUCGGAGACCCACACUGUGGUGACGAAGGACGGCUAUAUCCUGGAAAUGCACCGGAUACCCAAGAAGGGAGCUCAGCCGGUUCUGCUGAUGCACGGCAUUCUGGAUACCUCGGCCACAUGGGUGCUCAUGGGACCAAAGUCUGGAUUGGGCUAUAUGCUGUCCGAUCUGGGCUACGACGUGUGGAUGGGCAACUCGCGGGGCAAUCGGUACUCGAAGAACCACACCAGCCUGAACAGCGACUACCAGGAGUUCUGGGACUUCACCUUCCACGAGAUGGGCAAGUACGACCUGCCGGCCAACAUCGACUACAUCCUGAGCAAGACGGGCUACGAGCAGGUGCACUACAUCGGCCACUCGCAGGGAACGGCCAUCUUCUGGGUCCUGUGCUCCGAGCAGCCCGCCUACACCCAGAAGAUAACCUCCAUGCACGCCUUGGCGCCCAUCGCCUACAUCCACGACAUGAAGAGCCCUCUGUUCCGCACCCUGGUCCUCUUCCUCGACUUCCUCACGGCCGCCACACGAAUGCUGCGCAUCACGGAAUUCAUGCCCAACACGAAAUUCCUAGUGGACCACAGCCAGGUUGUGUGCCACGACAACGCCAUGACGCAGGACGUCUGCUCGAAUAUCCUGUUUUUGGUCGCCGGCUACAACUCCGAACAGCUGAACAAAACCAUGCUCCCGGUGAUGCUGAGCCACACCCCCUCGGGAGCCUCCAUCAAGCAGCUGGAGCACUUUGGCCAGCUGAUGAAGUCGGGACACUUCCGGAAGUUUGACCGCGGCUACCUGCGCAACCAACUGGAGUACAACCGGAUGACUCCACCGGACUACGACCUGUCCAGGGUCAAAGUGCCGGUGGCACUGUACUACUCGGUGAAUGACCUGCUGGUCUCCACCACCGGAGUGGACCGCUUGGCCCGGGAGCUGCCCAAUGUGAUCGACAAGUACCUGGUGCCCAUGGAGCGGUUUAACCACCUCGAUUUCCUGUGGGCCAUCGACGUGAAGCCACUGGUCUACAACCGCCUGGUGCGAAAUGUGCGGAGGGUGGAGAACCACAGGGCCAAGCUAACCGCCAAUUUGGCCAGUUACCUGGCCAUGCAGCUGCAGCGCCAGCAGCUCCGCCAGCAGAUGCAGCAGCAGAUGAUGGAGGGACUGCCGCCCAAUGUGCACCUGCCCCACGGAUUGGGCAUGGAGAUGAUUGCCACGGGAACCACCUUGGCUCCUCCCACGCCUCCCACUAUAGCCACACCCACGAUGACGACCUCCUCGACGGAGGAUGCUACCGAGGAUGAGCUGCUGACCACCGGCACCACAACGGAAGUUCCGGCGUGACUUUGACGCCGCCUGGCCAAGCUCUUUUCGUUCCAAUUUCAUAUGACUGUGAUGACAUUUUUAACAAUUUACCGAUCGCAGCAUCGCCAGGUCCUUCCGCAAGAGGACCUCAGGUGCAAUCACUCAGGCGCAAUCCAUUCCCAUACAUCCAACAACCAUCCCACAGAGAGCCCCAGUUUCGAUACGGCCACUUUCUCCACCAGAAUUGUUCGACCCGUCUUCUGUGCUACUCAAAAUACUUUAAUUUAUGUGUACAAAUUUAUGAGUAAUUUUAAAUGUACGUCUAUUUUUAAUAAAAGAAAUACCUUAAGCCAA